AUGCUUUCUGUACAAUAUAAUAAGGAUCAUGUCUCUUUCCAGGGCAAAGGCUCUCUGAGUCCCGUGGUGCCACCCAAGGACCACAAGAAGGAGAAAGAUGCUGGAAAGUCAGCCAAGAAAGACAAAGACCCCAUGAGCAAUUCGGGGGGCAAGGCCAAAAAGAAGUGGUCCAAAGGCAAAGUUGGGGACAAGCUCAGUAACUUGGUCUUGUUUGUCAAAGCCACAUAUGACAAGCUCUGUAAGGACAUUCCCAACUACAAGCUUAUAACCCAAGCUCAUAACUCCGAGAGGCUGAAGAUUCGCGGCUCCUUGGCCAGGUCAGCCCUUCAGGAGCUCCUUAGUAAAGGACUUAUUAAACUAGUCUCAAAGCACAGAGCUCAGGUGAUUUACACCACAAACACCAAGGGUGAGGAUGCCCCAGCUGCUGGAGAAGAUGCAUGAACAACAGAUCUCACCGGCUGUACAUUUUGAAAAAUAAACCUUUAUUAAAUCAAAAAGAAAAAAAGAA
Messenger RNA from Myotis daubentonii (Daubenton's bat), 508 nucleotides. RefSeq names its product small ribosomal subunit protein eS25-like. The record is from RefSeq and is a predicted model, not a curated record. The coding region runs from base 1 to 441 and encodes 146 amino acids. Lineage: Eukaryota; Metazoa; Chordata; Mammalia; Chiroptera; Vespertilionidae. The transcript has 2 exons.